This is a messenger RNA of Synchiropus splendidus (mandarinfish), 2604 nucleotides long. RefSeq names its product homogentisate 1,2-dioxygenase (gene hgd). The transcript has 14 exons. Gene Ontology annotation, cellular component: cytoplasm. Lineage: Eukaryota; Metazoa; Chordata; Actinopteri; Syngnathiformes; Callionymidae. Bases 128 to 1450 code for a protein of 440 amino acids. The record is from RefSeq and is a predicted model, not a curated record. Gene Ontology annotation, biological process: L-phenylalanine catabolic process. Gene Ontology annotation, molecular function: homogentisate 1,2-dioxygenase activity.
UUGUCUGCAGCCUCUUUACCAAGACACACUGGAUUUAGGUCCGAGUCUGCACCGGGUGCUGUUUUCAGACACUGCAAGUUCAUCUAAAAUCUCUGGACAACUCACAAGCAAGAAGGCAACACACAGGAUGUCUGAACUUGAGUACUUGAGUGGAUUUGGCAACGAGUUCUCAUCUGAAGAUCCUCGUCAUCCUGGGUCCUUACCGGAGGGACAGAACAACCCGCAGGUCUGUCCCUACGGCCUCUAUGCUGAGCAGCUCUCCGGCUCGGCCUUCACCUGCCCCCGAUCAGCCAAUAAAAGGAGCUGGUUGUACCGUAUCCUGCCAUCUGUCAAGCACAAGCCUUUUUCUCCAUUGCCCUGUGGGAACCUGACAGAGAACUGGAACGAGGUUGAGCCCGAUCCUAACCAGAUGCGAUGGCAUCCUUUCUCCAUUCCCAAAGACCAGAAAGUGGAUUUUGUCGCUGGUCUUCACACCAUCUGUGGUGCAGGUGAUUCAAAGUCCCGCUGUGGCAUUGGCAUCCACGUGUACAUGUGCAACAGCUCCAUGGUGGACAAGUGCUUCAACAACUCAGAUGGAGACUUUCUGAUUGUCCCACAGCAGGGUGAGAUCUUGAUCACCACCGAGUUUGGGAAGAUGAAAGUGGAACCAAAUGAGAUCUGUGUCAUUCAGCAAGGGAUGCGCUUCAGUGUGGAUGUGUUUGGUGAAACCAGAGGAUACAUAAUGGAGGUCUAUGGAGCCCAUUUUGAAUUACCAGAUCUUGGACCUAUUGGAGCCAACGGUCUGGCCAACCCCAGAGACUUCCAGUGUCCGGUGGCGUGGUACGAGGAUCGCACGGUGGCCACCGGUUACACUGUCAUCAACAAGUAUCAGGGAAAGCUCUUCGCUUGUCAACAGGAGUUCUCGCCGUUCAAUGUGGUCGCCUGGCACGGGAACUACACACCGUACAAGUACAGCCUGAAGAACUUCAUGGUGAUCAACUGUGUGGCCUUCGACCAUGCCGAUCCAUCCAUUUUUACGGUGUUGACAGCCAAGUCCACUCGUCCAGGAGUUGCCAUUGCUGACUUUGUCAUCUUCCCUCCUCGGUGGGGCGUGGCCGACAACACCUUCCGCCCACCUUAUUACCACCGCAACUGCAUGAGUGAGUUCAUGGGACUGAUCAAGGGUCACUAUGAAGCCAAAGAGGAGGGUUUCCAGCCUGGAGGUGCCAGUCUGCACAGCAUGAUGACGCCUCAUGGCCCGGACGCUGAAUGCUUUGAGAAGAACAGCACCAGUGAGCUUAAACCUGAGCGUAUUGCAGAGGGCACCAUGGCCUUCAUGUUCGAGUCUUCCUUCAGCAUGGCCGUGACCAAGUGGGGUCUGGAGACGUGUCAGAAGCUUGACAAGAGCUACUACCAGUGUUGGGAAACCCUCCGCAGUCACUUUAACCCCAACUGGAAGCCCAAACACUGAAGACCUCUGCUAACAAAACAAAGCCAUAAGGCUACUUCAAUAAAUCAAGCAGUCAGUGUAUUUUUUGUGUGGUCGAAGAGAGAAAACAUACAGAUCAAUUGAACAAAUCAUAGUUCUGAUAUUUUACUCCAUUCAUGUAUAUACACCUCUUUUCCAUUCCUGACACACACUACUGGUUCAUCUAGGAUUUAAAAUGCCUCUUUUGGGGUCUCUUCAGUGAGCUGUUGUUUCACCAGGACUCAAGAAGCUCUCUUCACUGCAUCACCAUGACAGACGCUGGAGAUUCAUCACCUUCACGUUAUUUCAGUAGUGACCCGAAUUCACGGCCAGGGUAGGGGAAACAAACGUAUAGAACCGAACGACUGAUAUGGAUUUCCUCACAAGCUGUAUUCUCCCUUUAGCUCACUGAACUCAAAAUUAGUCACCUUUCAGCCACAACAUACAAAUCAUUGAACAGUUUUGACAAGAUAACUUUAUUGUGUUAAUAAUUACAUCAUAAUAACAUGGUGGGCUUUUUACAGUGGGCCUCAUUUGGUUAGAUGGAAGCGGCGAUCCACUUGUCCCUCUUGAAUCCUCUUCUCCUUUCUGUCCUGUAAAAACAAACACAGAAGAAUGUGUAUUCCAAACAGUUUCCAUGACAACAGCUGCUAGCUCCCUGUUCACCUUGAAGACAUUUCCUUUACAGUGAAAUGUGACAUUUUAUUUUUCUUUUCUCACCAGCCUAUGAAAGACUGACUAUUGUGCCCAUUCUGUGAUUUAGAUAGUGAAUCUCCAUCACAAUGCAGGAGGCACACAUCCUUUCAGCAGAGGCUUUCAUUUCUAAAUCGGAAUGCAGCUGCGAUGACAGAAGAAAUGUCCAGCUCGGUGAGAAGCAAGAGGAACUUUUAACUAAAUUGCCUUUUUUAUAUAAAAAGUGUCUGGUGUUUUUGUGUGAUUCUCUUGUAAAUUUGCCAACAAUGCCAUUGUGAGGCUUUCCUCAAUUACAUCAGCACCUUUCACAUACGUACAUAGAAAACAACACUUUUGACGCUUAAUUUGCAUUCAGCCACUAGUUAGACACAGUGUGACAAAACAAAUGAGGCAUGUACCCUGUCUGUCUUGAAGAGAAAGUAGAGGCCGAAGAGCGGGAAAAUUCCAAACAUGAAGCCCAUCAG